GUAAUAAUAUGGAUGUGAGCUCUCUUUUUGCCCUGAAGAACGCGAAAGGGAAGAAGAAGGGUCUGGUGGGCGCUUCCGCCAGGGAGGAGUCCUCCCAAGCUGCUGCUGCCGGUGCUGGCGCCGAGGGGUCCAAAGGUGCAGGGGGCACGAAGAAAAAGAACUACGGUAAGGGGACCGAGCCCCCGGCCAAGAAGUUGAAAGCCACGGCCUCCGGCAAGCAGCCGGCCACUGAUGUCGUGGUCAUUGUGGAUGAGGGGCACGCCUCCGGUCCCAUCCCACAAGAGCAUAUAGACCAAGACUUCUUCGGUCGGGAGAAGUUGGAGGCGAUUGUGCCGAAGGGAGCCUCCGUAUUGGAGGGCAGCCUCAACCCCUCGGCACUGAUGAGCCAGAUGCUGCCCUCGGCUGACCGGCUAGCCCUCACCAGGAUGGCUGAAAAUUCCCUCGAAGCCAAGAUUCUUCUGAGCAGUGCCUCCAACUUCAUGGGCCUCUGUGAGUACCUCCGGAGGGUGGAGCAGAUAAAGGGGGCCAAGAGUGCUGCUGAUGGGGAAGUUGCCAGCCUUAAAAAGAGGCUGGCUGAGGCCGAGGAUUCCCUCCGCAUGGCUACUGACAGCAUGGAGCAGCGAGUGCAAGCUGCGAAGGCCGAGGGGAAGAGCGAGGGCCUGGCUGAGGCUGGGGAGGCUGCUAACGAAGCCGCUCGUGUUGCUGUCGAGGAGGCCCAUGCGGCUAAAGAAGAGGCCGUCGCCAAGGCCCGGGAGGAUGCUGUGGCCGCCUUCAUUGCCGAGGGGUGGAAAGCAGAGGAGCAGAAGGAGUGGCUGUCCUCGGUGGUGGAGGCUUCUGUGGACGCUUGGGUUGGAGGCCCCGACAAAAUGUGGCUUGCUGAGAAGUGUGACUCCUAUUAUCAAGGUGGAGAGUUUUUUACCCACCGCCUCAUCUACCGAAAGCUCGCCAGGCACUUCAAACUUUCGCCGGAGGAGUUCCAGCCUGAAGCUUAUGGUCUUCCCCCCGGCAACCAGACGUUAGGGUCCCCCUCCCCGAAGGCGAAGAGAGGCCGGUCCUUGAAGAUUCAAAGACCCUCAGGGAAUGUGGC
Molecule: messenger RNA, 1087 nt
Organism: Cuscuta europaea
Lineage: Eukaryota; Viridiplantae; Streptophyta; Magnoliopsida; Solanales; Convolvulaceae
Source: the annotation of a GenBank genome assembly